Messenger RNA from Phoenix dactylifera (date palm), 1324 nucleotides. RefSeq names its product protein TORNADO 2-like. Lineage: Eukaryota; Viridiplantae; Streptophyta; Magnoliopsida; Arecales; Arecaceae. Gene Ontology annotation, cellular component: membrane. The record is from RefSeq and is a predicted model, not a curated record. Gene Ontology annotation, biological process: auxin-activated signaling pathway.
AGUGCAGCCGAUAGCAAGGCUGCACCCCCAAGCUAUCCUCCUCCCUUCAUUCCCAAGCAACGAACUUCCAUAACAAAACCAUCCUCCAUCGAUCCUCCUCGCCCAGCUCUCCUCGAAAUGGCUCUCAGCAGCACCGUCAUUGCUUCUAUUAACUUCGUGGCUAUGCUGCUCUCCAUCCCAGUCAUUGCAGCCGGCAUCUGGCUCUCCGUGCAAACCGAUAACUCCUGCGUCAAACUCCUCCAAUGGCCGGUCAUCGUCCUGGGCAUCGCGAUCCUUGUCGUGGCCUUCGCAGGCUUUGUGGGUGCCUUCUGGCGCAUGCCGUGGCUCCUCCUCUUCUACCUCGUCGCCAUGUUCGUCCUCAUUCUUCUGCUCGCGAGCUUGGUGAUAUUUAUCUACGUCGUCACCAACCGUGGGGAAGCCCACCUUGCCCCAGGCAGGGUCUACUUGGAGUACCGGCUCGAGGACUACUCGGGGUGGCUUCGACAAAGAGUCCAGGGCUCCCAUAAGUGGGAUCGGAUCAAGAAGUGUCUUAGCUCGACUUCCACAUGCGCUGAGUUGAACCAAACUUAUAGAGAGGCCCAGGAUUUCUUCAAUGCAAGGAUCAGUCCCCUAGAGUCAGGAUGCUGCAAGCCACCAACCCAAUGUGGGUAUACAUUCGUGAACCCAACAUACUGGAUCAGCCCAAUCAGCAUCACAUUCGACAUGGACUGCGUCCUGUGGAGUAACAACCAGACACAGCUCUGCUACUCGUGUUCCUCAUGCAAGGCAGGUCUCCUGGCCAACCUUAGGAAGGAAUGGAGGAGGGCAGAUCUGAUCUUAGUGGUCACUCUGCUGGCCCUCAUCUGUGUCUUCGUGAUGGGUUGCUAUGCCUUACGGACUACCAGAACUGGUGAGCUCUUCCGGAGAUACAAGCAAGGUUACACAUAGUAUAUGUAUGAUGGUCGUAGGGCAAUACACUAAGGUACUGCAAUGUAUAUGGAAGUGAGAUUUUGGUGGGACGAAGGUUGCGUGGUGAGUGUGGUGAUAAGGAUUGGUUGUGGUGGGAAGGGAAUAAAGGUGAAAUUCAGAUAAGACUAAUUGAGAGACGAUGGAUAGGAGAUUCCCUGAAGUUACUGCAUAGAAGGGUGUGGAUGUGUAAAGCAGCCUUCUAUAGCGGGGCACCGAAUAUUUGCUUUGCUUGUUUAAUUAUGCAUGACUCCGUGCUGCAGCUGGUGAUCUUUGAUCCUUGAAGUCACAAUGUUUUAAUUGUUUUUGCCAUAUGACAUGUCGCUAUAUCUAAGUCUCUGAUUGAUGUUUCUUUCAUUUAAUGAAAGCUUUUUUUAUU